ACGAAAGCAUACACAGCGGUCUCGAGUCUUCCUGUUAUCAGUGUACGGGCGACAGGCAAGAGGAAAGGAAGUGUUUUGUGCUCUAAAGAAGCUGAAAUGAGGUUCAUCUACAUCCAUGCCAUUGUCAUUUUACUAUUGCCAAUGGUAAUCAUGGCAGCUGUCCAUAGAUAUCCAGAUCGAAGUACUAUAAGAAACCAGCUUUUAGGAAACAUUCCCUGCGACUUCUAUGCUGCACAUUGCUCCACGAGAAGACUGUGUCACACCGGCCAGGAGCAUCGACUUUGCAAGGGAUGCUAUAUUGGCUCCGUUUACGUUGAUGUGCAUCAUUUUUGCAAUGGAAAGGGCACGUUUUACGAUCCAGAUUUCAAGGAGUGUGUAUCUGAGGAAUACGCCCUACGAACCUGCGCACCUGCCUCCAACCCUGUGCGUGAUCCGGGACAGCACAGAUUCAUCCAGUGUUCAGAUGCCGUUACGCGUCCGAAACAAGACUGGAUACUGGAUUUAUACUGCACAGAGUAUUACCUUUGCACCGCAGGCAACUUGUUCCAGACUAGGAAGCAGUUGUGUACAAACUACUACCAGUGUUGGAAGGGAGAGGACGGGUCUUGGUAUACACAGCUGAGGAACUGCAUUGACACUGAUAAAAUGUAUAAUUAUGAGACAGAUCGCUGUGAAUUUAAACCUAGAACUGGAGAACUAUGUCGCUGAAUGUGAGUUUUGGUAACUAUUAACACACGCACACACACACACACACACACACACACACACACACACACACACACACACACACACACACACACACACACAGUGUAUUCUUGUUGUUUGAUCUUGAAUUAUUUAUCAAAGAAGCUAUUUAUUAAUAUAUUACUUGUAUUGUUAGUGUUGAGGUUUGUCAAUAUUAAUACACAUCAAUACCACAUUAAUUGAGCGGUUAGAAGUAAGUAAAAGUACUAUAUUGUAAGUGUUACUAAUUUAUUUGUUUCUAAUGAUAUAAAGCUU
Messenger RNA from Penaeus indicus, 999 nucleotides. RefSeq lists its product as uncharacterized. Lineage: Eukaryota; Metazoa; Arthropoda; Malacostraca; Decapoda; Penaeidae. The coding region runs from base 97 to 708 and encodes 203 amino acids. The transcript is spliced from 6 exons. The record is from RefSeq and is a predicted model, not a curated record.